Molecule: messenger RNA, 1027 nt
Organism: Cynara cardunculus var. scolymus (artichoke)
Lineage: Eukaryota; Viridiplantae; Streptophyta; Magnoliopsida; Asterales; Asteraceae
Product: replication protein A 32 kDa subunit A-like
Exons: 10
Coding region: 32-850 (272 amino acids)
Biological process (GO): DNA replication; nucleotide-excision repair; double-strand break repair via homologous recombination
Cellular component (GO): DNA replication factor A complex; nucleus; site of double-strand break
Molecular function (GO): DNA binding
Source: RefSeq, a predicted model, not a curated record
UACACCAUUCUCCGCAUCAAAGGUUGACAUCAUGAUGUUCUCGGAAAGUCAGUUCGACGGUGGAUUCGCGUCUACUCAGAUCACCAAUUCUCCGGCCGCCGCCAAUCGAGACACUUUUGGAGUGGUGCCGCUCACUAUAAAGCAGAUCAGUGAAGCUUCUCACUCUGGUGAUGAUAAGUCCAAUUUCGUUGUUGCCGGUGCAGAUGUUGUUAAUGUUACGGUGGUGGGAAUGGUGUUCAACAUAGUGGAAAGGAACACUGAUGUUACCUUUACAUUAGAUGAUGGAACUGGAAAAUUGGAAUGCAAGAUAUGGCUGAAUGAACCAUUUGAUAAAUUGCAAAUAGAGGAAGUUAGAGAAGGGAUUUAUGUCCACGUUGAUGGACACUUGAAAAGUUUUAAAGGUGAAAGGCAUGUUGCUAUCUUUUCGGUCAGGCCUGUGACAAAUUUUGAUGAGAUCACCUUUCACUUCAUUGCAUGCAUACACAACCAUUUGCGCACUUCAAAAGUUCAGAAGAUACAAGGGGAUGGUACAGCUCUUUCCCAGAACACAAAUUCAAAUCCAAACACACCUAUCCAGAAUGGGACAAAUGGUUUUAAGACCACCCUUCCGAGUCAGCUCUCUAUACCUUUUAAUGUUGAUGGACUGAAAGGGUUUGAUCAAAUGGUUCUUGCUUAUCUCCAGCUUCCUGCAAACUAUGGUAAUGAAAAGGGCAUCCAUACAGAUGAAUUGGUACAGAAGCUGAAACUUUCUCAUGACAAGAUCAUGGAAUCCAUAAGAACACUUGAAGACGAAGGCAUGAUAUACUCAACAAUCGACGAAUUCCACUACAAAGCAACAAGUAGCAGUUGACGGUCUAAAGCUCUAUAUGUCAAAGUUGUUUAACCAUUUCUUUUGGCUGGUAAGUUUGUGGUGUUCUUAUAGUAUGAUAUAUAUAGUAUCUGAAACCAUCAAAGCUGCAUUUUCUCUUGUACCAUUAUAUGUUAACAUCAACAGUAACGCAUUUAGACAAAAUUUUGGCUUUUUAUC